Aureobasidium uvarum is the source of this 813-nucleotide messenger RNA. Lineage: Eukaryota; Fungi; Ascomycota; Dothideomycetes; Dothideales; Saccotheciaceae. The record is from the annotation of a GenBank genome assembly.
AUGAAGGUCCUUCUCAUCGGCGCAAACGGUAACCUCGGUCUGCGACUUGUUGCAGCACUCCUUACCCACGGUCACGAAGUCGUUGCGUACGUCCGCUCAUCGAAUAAACUCGAAGCUCUCCUCCCAGCAAGCGUACACAGCCGAAUUGCUGUCGUCGAGGGAAAUGCCACAGACACCUCCUCAAUCAGACAAGCGAUCCUCGAAAAUGAUUGCGAAGCUGUCGUCAACACUGCUGGUGUAGCAGCCAUGGCGCCUUGGAAGAGAAACAACCUGCCAGAAAUCUUCUCCGCGGUGGUCAAAGGCACACAACAAGCUGGAUCUGAAAGAGGCCAGCCGCUGCGAAUCUGGCUUCUCGGAGGCUUGGGCGUGUUGACUUUCCCUGGGACAGAGACCAUGCUCUCGAAUUACACACAAAAAGAUCUAGAGCUUGUUGUACAGAUAUCUGACGGCUCCCAGCNNGUACCCAUCUUCCUCGAGCAUCGCUCGAACAUCAAGCUUCUUAAAGCCUUGCCACCUCAUUCGGUCGACUGGUCUCUGCUUUGUCCAAGCACUAUGACCGCCGAGAACCUGGAAGUCAGUGUGCCGGCCAAGUCCAUCCAUAAUAGACUGACUGCCAAGGCCACUUCGCCACCACUAUGGAAGGACUCGUGGCUCAAACAUAUUCCGUUCCUCGGAAAGGUCCUUAUCGCAGCGAUGAACGCCCCACGCUAUGAGACCACUCUAGAGCAGAACGCCGAUUUCAUUGCAAGCGAUCUGAGAGAUCGUGAAAGCCGCUGGAUUGGAGCACCGGUCGGAGGCAUCAGUGUGCGAUGA